GUCAGGGUUGGCCGACUACCGCUCGGGCUGUAGCGGCCGGCAUCUCGGCAGCAGCGGCGCUGGCUCUGCGGACUCCGGCCUCUGUCCCGCCGCGAGUGGCAGCCGGCUGUUCCGGCCAGGGCGGAGCGGGCAUAGCUGGGGAACUUGUGACUGACUUGUUGUAAGCCCCCCUGAGUAGGCAUUUGCAGUAGCAAGAAUGUAUGACAACAUGUCCACAAUGGUGUAUCUAAAGGAAGACAAGUUGGAGAAGCUCACUCAAGAUGAAAUUAUAUCUAAGACGAAGCAAGUGAUUCAGGGAUUAGAAGCACUGAAGAAUGAGCACAAUUCCAUCUUGCAGAGUUUGCUGGAGACACUGAAAUGUUUGAAGAAAGAUGAUGAGACCAACUUGGUGGAAGAAAAAUCAAAUAUGAUUCGCAAGUCUUUGGAAAUGCUGGAACUGGGACUCAGUGAAGCACAGGUAAUGAUGGCAUUGUCGAAUCACUUAAAUGCAGUAGAAUCAGAGAAGCAGAAACUACGUGCUCAGGUUCGCAGGCUAUGCCAAGAAAAUCAGUGGCUAAGGGAUGAGCUCGCCAAUACUCAGCAGAAAUUACAAAAGAGUGAACAGUCUGUGGCUCAGCUAGAGGAAGAAAAGAAGCAUCUAGAAUUCAUGAAUCAGUUAAAAAAAUAUGAUGAUGAUAUAUCACCUUCAGAGGAUAAAGACACAGAUUCUGCCAAAGAACCACUGGAUGAUUUAUUCCCCAAUGAUGAAGAUGACCAAGGGCAAGGAAUUCAACAGCCACACAGCAGUGCAGCAGCAGCUGCCCAACAAGGUGGCUAUGAGAUUCCAGCAAGAUUAAGGACCCUUCAUAAUCUCGUCAUUCAGUAUGCUUCCCAAGGUAGAUAUGAGGUUGCUGUACCCCUCUGCAAACAAGCACUUGAAGACUUGGAAAAGACUUCUGGUCAUGAUCACCCAGAUGUUGCCACAAUGUUGAACAUACUUGCAUUAGUAUACAGGGACCAGAAUAAAUACAAAGAUGCAGCAAACCUACUGAAUGAUGCCUUGGCUAUUCGUGAAAAGACCCUAGGCAAAGAUCAUCCAGCGGUUGCAGCAACUUUAAAUAACCUUGCAGUGCUUUAUGGGAAAAGAGGAAAAUACAAGGAAGCUGAGCCUUUAUGCAAGAGAGCUUUGGAAAUCAGAGAGAAGGUACUGGGAAAAGACCAUCCUGAUGUUGCCAAACAGUUAAAUAAUCUGGCCUUACUAUGUCAGAAUCAGGGUAAAUAUGAAGAAGUGGAAUAUUACUACCAACGGGCACUUGAGAUCUACCAAACUAAACUGGGGCCUGAUGAUCCAAAUGUAGCAAAGACAAAGAAUAAUUUGGCAUCCUGCUACCUGAAACAAGGCAAAUUUAAGCAAGCAGAAACUUUAUACAAAGAGAUCCUUACUCGUGCCCAUGAAAGGGAAUUUGGCUCUGUGGAUGAUGAAAACAAACCUAUCUGGAUGCAUGCUGAAGAGAGAGAAGAAUGCAAAGGCAAGCAAAAAGACGGCACAACCUUUGGUGAAUAUGGAGGCUGGUAUAAAGCUUGCAAGGUUGAUAGUCCAACAGUCACAACUACCUUAAAGAAUCUUGGAGCACUUUACAGACGCCAAGGCAAGUUUGAAGCUGCUGAAACAUUAGAAGAGGCAGCAAUGAGAUCCCGUAAACAGGGUCUUGACAAUGUUCACAAACAGAGAGUCGCUGAGGUGCUUAAUGACCCAGAAAGUAUAGAGAGAAGACGAAGCCGUGAGAGCCUCAAUGUUGAUGUGGUAAAGUAUGAGAGUGGCCCUGAUGGAGGAGAGGAAGUGAGUAUGAGCGUAGAAUGGAAUGGGGAUGGCACUGGAUCUCUAAAACGCAGUGGUUCCUUUAGCAAACUUCGUGCUUCAAUUAGACGCAGCAGUGAGAAGCUGGUUAGAAAGCUGAAGGGAGGAAGUUCACGAGAGAGUGAACCAAAGAAUCCUGGCAUGAAGCGUGCCAGUUCACUGAAUGUUCUUAACAUGGGUGGCAAGGCAACAGAAGAUCACUUUCAAGGACGAACUAAUUGUCUGACAGACUCAAGAGCUCUGAGUGCCAGUCAUACUGAUUUGGCCCACUGAGAUUCUGGGACAAACGCUAGCUAUAAAAAAUUUCCCUUGUGAAUUAUGAAGCACUGAGGUUCACAGUUUUUGGGUCCCUUGCCACUCCUCUUUCUAGAACCAACUAGGUUAGAGACAUCGCUGAAUGGACUGCUCUUCCUAGGUCGUCUGAAAAUCAGUGGCAUUUUAAAGAGUUAGUGACUAGUUUCUUUGUGAGACAUGCAGGGGUUGUUGCUUCACUGCUAGUUAUAUGGAAUUGUGUUACAUAUCCCUUUGUUGUGGGGCUGAUGGGGGGACCCACAACACAGUAAAUGUACUGAAAUCUAAGAUAGUGUGAAAGCAGUUUUGGACAUGCUGUUUUAAAAACUAUUACAAAAAGGGUAUGUUAGUAACUAUUUAUAAAGUUGAGGGAAUGAGAGAGAUCUGCAUUAAGUUGAUCACUGUAUAAAACCAGGAUUGUGUACUGUUGAAGGCUUACGUUGUUGGUUGUCAGAAUUUGCACAGAGCUUGUCUAACUGUUGACUGGGACUUCACCUUUUUAUAACUAGUAAAGCAAGAUUCUAAUAUACUGCAAUUGAGCGGCUUAGACACUACUUCAAAAUGUGGUGUGAGAAAGGUGAUCACUUCUUGUCGUUUUGGGCCUAACAGUCAAUGGCAGUAGUGCAGUUAGCUUUAAACUGGGAGGAAGGAACACAAGGAACAGGCUUAAAAGCCAACCAGCUUUUAAGACUUUUGCCUUUUGUCUGUCACCUAGAGCACCCAUCUUCUCUUCAGGGCCCUUAAAUAUUGUUACUGUUGUCUCUCGAGUUCUGCCUCUGUUCAGAAUGGGAAGGGGAUAAAAAUCAAGUGUACUGGGAUCUAGCUGCUAUGUCAGAGUGAAAGCAUAAUAUUGGCUGGUUGUGUCUUAAUCAUCCAUUUGCUUAAUAUAUAGUUGGGUGAUGCACUUCAAUUCUCAGGGGACCAGGCUGGAGAGAGUAAAUGUUUCAGCACUUGAGUUUAUAGCCCAUGCUUUCAUGAAACGCAUAUAAUUUUCAAGUCUGUCCAUUUUGCAAAGCUGGUAUUUGAAAACAAGGGUGAAGAGUGUGUAUGUUGUGAUUAUGGUUAUAGCAAACAUUAAUUCUGGUUGGUAGGAAUAAUAAAAUGAGAUUAAUGUUGUCAUCUUAUAAGGAGAAAAGUAAGCAUUUUAUUAAACUGAGCUAUACAGCUUUGAUGUCACUAAAACUGCUUACCUAGUUUACAAAUUCCUUUUUCAGAAAGCCAGAUGCUUAAGUUGUGUAUAGAAUGCACUUGAUCAGGAUUGUGUGCUGAGAUAUAUCUGCUGAAUGUUGGUGUGGCAACAGCUGUAUGGUAAUUCUCUGGGGUUAAGUGCUAUUAAAAUGAGUAGCACUUUUGGUUAGAAUCCUAUAGGCUGUUUGUGAAUGAGAAUUGUGCUUGCAGGUUCAUAAUGGAGAUUCUCUUGUUCUUAACUCUCUUAUGUUUAAUUUGGAAGCUCUACAUAUAAUCUGAACUUGCUUUGGAAAGUUGGUGGAAUGAACAAAACAAGCAAGAAUGGUAAUUACUAUCUAUGGUCCUCAAACACUCCAGCCCUAAGUUGCAAGUAAGCCCGAGAAUAAUGACUUGUAGCAGGCACGGAGUAUUCGUACUUUUCCUUGAUGAUGUUUCCAUCCAGCAUUCCUCCCAACAGACUCUGCCCAUCUGUUCUUUCCUGUAGCUGAGGCCCUUUGGUCCUUUUGUACAGUGGUAGAAAUUCACAUAUCCAAAAAGUCUUCUAGAGAUAUAGAGUAAAUUCAAGAAAAUAAUGCUGUUACUACCUAGGUGUGACAUUGUGGUUCUGCUUAGAAUUUCACACUAUUUCCAGUUGCUAAAAGUUUUAUCGAUGAACACUAGUAAAUAUGCAUUACUAAAACUUACUUUAGAAGCUAGGACUGUAUAAACUUUUCAGAAUGAAAUCCUAUUAGGCUAAUGAUGGGUUAGUCUGUUCUGUAUUUGCAAGUGGGUAUGGAAUGGAGAAAAAUCUUUCAUAGGACUUCCUACUUGCUAAUCAUUGUAUUCCUCCCAGUUAAUUGGUCUUUAAAAAAAACUGAGGAAGAGAUGAUGCAGUAACAUAGCUUCAGGUGAAAUACUUAGAGAAACUUGUCUGUGUUUAACAUAGUUGGGAAUUGUGUUGUCCCACAUCUUUUGAUGCCAUUUUGCUUUAAAAUGGAAGAUUCACACUGUACCUUUCAAUUUCGUAGAAGAUUACAGUUGAUAAACUUGCCAUGCACCCUAAGAAUGAAAUAAACAUGGCAUAAAUUGGAAGGUCUUUUCUGCUAAACUGCAGUUUGAAAACAUUCCUAUUGUAUGUCAAGUGUUUCAGACUUUGUCAAUGCCUGAUCCAGGGUGGCAAUACUCUUGUUGGGAUGGCCUGCAGGAGACAUCCUGUGGUGCUGUGCAGCACCUUUGCAUAAUGUAGGGCUGGUCAGCCUCGCAAAUACAUCUGCAGAUGGCCAGGAUGGGGAAGAGAUUUCUGUUCAUUACCCACGGCCAGCCUACUUAACUCAGGCUGCUAAGUGUGUGGUUUGCUACACGGCCUGUGGACGAUCCUGCCAUUGUGUGGGUAGCAGGGCAGCUUGGUAAGUUGUCAGUCUACGAUAAUGCCAUUUUAAAUACACCAUUUAUUUGCACCCUACCUGCAGCAUAGUGUUUUAGAAACAGCAGGACUUGGUUUUUGAACAUUCUGUAUAUUUUAAAUCCAUGUUACGUGUUCUGAAAGAAGGUUUCAGUUUAGCAUUUUCAUUUGUACAAGUGGCCAUUGUUGGAACAUAAAUAUGCCAUCUACCAAGCACACCAUUCUCUUACGUUGGUUGACGAAGUACCCAAAGUUCAAGCUGUGGAGCUGUAGUACAUGUGGCAGAGUAUGGAUCCUUGGCUGUGUACACAAGCUGUCCUAAAAGAGGCCAUAGUGCCUUGCCAGUCACAAAAGCAGCCUUGGGCAACAAUCUUCAUUGUUCCACAUGAACUCCAAGGGCAUGGUUGCUUUUCUCUUUCCAGCAGGCUUCUUUGGUAGCCUAUAUCUAUAUGUGAAAUCAUGUAUCCCAGAACUAUUGUUGAAUUAGCAUGACCAGUGAGAACAGUAGGAAAAAUCCAAGUAUGUACGUCCAUACAUACAAAUUAGAGUAUGAUCUAUCAGCAAAAUGGAUUCCAUCCUUCCCUCCCUCUGGAACUUUGUGCCAUCCAAAAUCUGGAGGAUUCGAAUUCUCUGCAGCAGGUUAUGAGGUCUGCAUGGAAGGCUGCUGGAGGAAGGAAGGGAAGGCAGCUCCUGUUGCUUUAGUGCAGUUCCUAUCAUGCAGUUUUGGAUUCUGUCCAUUACUUUCAAGGUUAGCGUGUGCUCCUUCCAAGCAGUUGUGUGCAGCAUAAUAGUCCAAACAGCAUAAAUUUCAAGCUAAGUUGUAGAGCUAAUGUAUCCUCUGUCCAAUAAGCAUCUUUACUACCAGAGAAUUUAAUAAAUUGCCCUUUGGAAUAAUAGUCUGCCUGCUUGGAUGCAAAAUGGCAACUCCUUGGAAAUGAAGCCCAUGAAAGCCCACUUUUUGCAAUUGAAACUUAGAUCCGUGUAGGUAGUGAUUAUCCUAAAUUACCUAUCAUGAUGGCAUAAAACCUUUUAGACAGUACUAUGAGUGCCUGGUUCACAGUAUUAUAGAUGGUCUUUCUUUCAUCAGUGUCCUUUGCCACAUGGCCCUGUACAGCUUUAAGAAGCCCAGUCAGUACCCUAAGCACUCUCCUUGUGAAAAAGGCCUUGAAAGGGAAUUGCAUGUGGGGUGGAUACUUGCCUUCUACCUUUGGGAAUGACUCUGUUGAAUUAGACACAUGAAAUGUUCGGAACUGUCUGCCGUCAUAGAAUGGUGGAACAGUUCCUUAAGCAAGAACAGGAAAGAGACAGUUGUCUUGUUCCAGGAUCUUCCUAAAACAAGACAGCUCACGUGGAUUAAUAACCUGACAAGGUUUCUCACAAGUACGCAUUUGCAACAGUGCUUCUAUGGCGGCAUGCGUUACAUCUGGGAGAAAAAGUGAGCAAAUCCAAAUGAUCUUCCAGUACAAGAUCCAGUUAUGUAGGAACGCUGAAGCCAAUUGAGCUGAAAUGUGCCAGGCUGUACUCAGUUUUUGUUAAUGUUUUGCAAAACAUUAGAACUUACCAGAGGUCAACAGUGAGAAAUUAGAUGAAUGCAAGCUAUCAAGCUGGAGAAAUUUGAGCGCUAUAUGGAGCUAAAAGUAGGAUUCCACUGACUUUGGGCUGUGAAGUUCUAUUGUACAUAUGAGCUGAAAACAGAAUGUGUAGUGCUUUACUGAAAUUGUUUACACUGUUAAGUUGAAAUGUAUAAUUUUCUUUUAGCUUGUAUUUUUUUCUUUCUGAAAGCUGCUAUUUUGUGCUGAACAUUCACUUGCUGUAAAACAGGCACCUUGGCGCAUGAUCAUGUACACACUUGAGUACAGUCUGUGAAAACAAGAGUUCUUGUUGUUGGCAUCAGAGGUGUCUAGGGAUGCAAACGGCUUGCACAGCAACCCCCCCACCAUAAAUAUUGCCCUGUAAUAAUAUGGGAUUGUAUUUAAUUCAAAUUCUACUCAGACUAAACCAGAUCAGAAAAACCCUGUGAUCCUAAACUCAUUCUUUAUCUGCUGUUUUUGCCAGUAGCACUGCAGUGCUUGUAAUGGGCAGAUACAUAUCCAUGACUUACCCAGUGCCCGGACAAAUCUGAAUUGAGUUUCCCCUGCUGCACUUGGCAUCAUGGCUGCAGCUGAUGGGAGCAUUGUGUAAUGCCCCUCAGCACAUCCAGCUAAUCCAGGCUACAGAUUUAGAAAAGUUCAUAAGCUGCUUAUCUUCAUAAAAGUGGGUAGUUCAUUCGUUUUCCUUCUGGAGGCACAAAAUAAAGAUAUCGGCAAAUCAAAUUAAAGCAUUGAGGCUACUUUACUCAGUGAAGAGUUUUCAAGGUAGCUGUGGUAUUUUUUAAAGAAGUGUUUGGUUAUGUUGCAAUUACCAUUUGGCUUUAAAAUUGGAAACAGCCUAAAUAUAGAAAUGGGAUACAUUUGUUUAAAUCCAUUAAAAAUAACACAAUUCUACAUGUUGAUUUUAAUUAGCUGCUUUUAAAAAAAACAAACCCAAAUUUUGAAUUCAGUUCCUAUGGUAAGAAUCAUUUUCAGUGAAUCAUUUUCAGUUUGUACAUAAGAGGUCAAUAACUGUUAUUGACUUAACCUCUCCCUCCAAGUACUUAUUUUUAACUAGAACAAUCUCAUGUUCAGCUUGUCACAUUAGUUUUCCAAAUAUAUUUUUAUUCCUAUGGCCCCAUUGAAAUUUAGAACAACAAAAAGCAGGUUGUGCAACUUUUAAAAACAGCUAACUUUCUCCAGAAGUGCAGAGCAUUUUCCAUUAAACAAUUCCUCACAUUUUUGUUUUCAGUUUAAACUUGUUACAGAGUUGUGGUCCAUUAUGAAACUGUUUAACAUGUAAAGCUUCCUUGGCAUUUUCAAAUUGUAAAAAUAAAAUAUUGAAACAAAAAGAAAA
Molecule: messenger RNA, 7622 nt
Organism: Varanus komodoensis (Komodo dragon)
Lineage: Eukaryota; Metazoa; Chordata; Lepidosauria; Squamata; Varanidae
Gene: KLC1
Product: kinesin light chain 1
Exons: 17
Coding region: 197-2110 (637 amino acids)
Biological process (GO): axo-dendritic transport
Cellular component (GO): cytoplasm; kinesin complex; membrane-bounded organelle
Molecular function (GO): kinesin binding
Source: RefSeq, a predicted model, not a curated record